GGAGGGUGCGGGUGGUGCGGCGGUGUCGGCGCUGCGGGCCCGGGCCAUGGGCAGCGUGCGCUGGGCCUUCCCCUGCGGCGCWUGGCGACCCCGCCGCCGGGAGUGGCUCCUGGCCGCGCAGUUGGUGCAGCCUGAGGAGAAGGACCGCAUCGGCCAGUUUGUCUUUGCCCGCGACGCCAAAGCCGCCUUGGCUGGCCGCCUGCUGAUGCGGAAAUUAAUUGCAGAAGAGCUGCGCAUACCUUGGAAUGAAGUCCAUUUGCAAAGGACAUCAAAAGGAAAACCUUUCCUGGCCAAUAACUUACUUGGUAUCAAUUCAAAUUACAACUUCAAUAUCUCUCAUCAAGGAGAUUAUGCAGUCCUUGCUGCUGAGCCUGAGCUACAAGUUGGCAUUGAUAUUAUGAAGACCAGUUUACCAGGUAGUAGCUCAAUUCCAAAUUUCUUUCACCUAAUGAAGCGACAGUUUACUGAGACAGAGUGGGAUGUAAUCAAGUCAAUGAGUAAUGAAUGGAUGCAGCUGGAUAUGUUUUAUCGGCACUGGGCCUUAAAGGAAAGCUUCUUAAAGGCUAUUGGAGUUGGAAUUGGCUUUAAYUUGCAAAGAAUUGAAUUUAAUGUGUCUCCAUUGCAACUGGAAAUAGGGAAGGUGUAUAAGGAGACAAAAAUGCUUCUGGAUGGAGAAAAAGAAGAGGAGUGGACAUUUGAGGAAACCCGCUUGGAUGACCAUCAUCAUGUUGCAGUGGCGCUUGGGAAACAAGAGGGAUUUGUGCAGAAGGAUUCUGAUGCACAUUCCAUGGAGCCUAACCAACCACAAUUUGCAUUAUUGACUUUCGAAGAUUUAGUUGUAUCUGGUAUUCCAGUCACAGCUGAGGAUUCUUCGUAUUGGGACAAUUUUUGUUCAAAGCAGGAGAGCCCAGUGAAACAGAGUUCACAUUCAAGAUAAGACUGUGUAUAAGAAAAAGAAAAUUGUCAAUUUUUUAUGCUGUGAUUCUAUUUAAUUUGAUGUAUGGGAAUAAGUGCACAUAUGUAAAUGAAACGUAUCUUUCCUUAUUUAAGCUGACAAGCUGCCUUGCAUGAUGCUUCAUCAAAAUUGUAAGGAAGAUGUGUUUCCUUACUGAAGUAAUUUUGAAUGAAAAGCCUAAGCCAUCCACAUGAUUUUUUGUAUCUCCUUGCCUGUUGUCCUUAGACUUCAGUAAGUAUCCAUGCUAGGAACACAAAGCAAUUGUACAGUACUGUUGUUUAUUAGUCAAUAAGUGUUUAAUAUAUAAAAAUGUGUACAAUUGGUACAAAUUUUUAUGCUCUUACUGUGUGGUGCAGGGUUUUGCUCAAUAUUUGGUGUUUGUGUAAUGCGAGGCUGAAAAAGUCUGUCUCUUAGUAGUCUUGGAGCUACAUCUGUGCAAAACUGUUUGAGACAGGGAAUUAACUUACUUAAUUUUUCACUUCUAAUCUUUACUAAUUAAAGCUGCCUGUAUGAAUUUUAGUAUUUGUUUUUUAGCAAUUCUGUUUUGUAUGUUUUCCCUCAGCAAUAGAUACAAGCCAAGCAGCAGUUCCAUUUUCCUAGGCUUGCAUUCACCUCUGCGCUAUACUAGACAUUAAAUCAUGGGAGGAAACCCAAACAAAAAAACUUAUUUAAUUUUUUCCAAAUAAUSUCAUAACUCCUGAUGACAGGCUUUUUUACUAUUUUAACAGCAAAUGAAAGUCUCUGGAGAU
This is a messenger RNA of Malurus melanocephalus (red-backed fairy wren), 1704 nucleotides long. RefSeq names its product aminoadipate-semialdehyde dehydrogenase-phosphopantetheinyl transferase (gene AASDHPPT). The transcript has 6 exons. Gene Ontology annotation, cellular component: cytosol. Gene Ontology annotation, molecular function: holo-[acyl-carrier-protein] synthase activity; magnesium ion binding. NCBI's taxonomy places the organism in Eukaryota, Metazoa, Chordata, Aves, Passeriformes, Maluridae. The record is from RefSeq and is a predicted model, not a curated record. Bases 47 to 937 code for a protein of 296 amino acids.